AAGAACGUUAUCUUCUUUAUUGAAAAAAUGUAUGAAUAAAGAUGGAACUAAGGCUAUCAAAAAAGAUGAACAAAUAAUAAAAGAAAGAAGGAAACGAAGAAAACGAAAGAGAAUUUUAUGGUGCAAUUAACUAAGAUAAUAAAUUCAAUGAAAAGAUGACUGAGCCUUAUUUAAACAUUUCAAAUGCAACCAACUUAACUUACUUGGAGUGUUUCAACUGUUCAGAUGGAAGUUCCUAUAUCGAAGAUUUGGAACGGUCUAUUUCAAUAUCCGUUUUCAUACUUUUCGGAAUUAUUUUUAUAGCCGGAUUAAUUGGUAAUGGAUUGGUGGUACUUGUUGUUGCUGCUAAUCCAUUGAUGCGAUCUACAACAAAUAUAUUAAUAAUAAAUUUAGCGGCAGCUGACCUUUUUUUUGUGAUAUUUUGUAUUCCAUUUACGGCAACGGAUUAUAUUCUUAAUUCUUGGCCUUUCGGUGAUUUUUUGUGUUCAUUUGUUCAAUAUAUGAUAGCUGUUACGUGCCAUGCAAGCGUUUAUACACUUGUUUUCAUGUCUGUUGAUCGAUACAUAGCGAUUGUUCAUCCGAUAUCUGGCAUAUCGAUACGUACUGAAAAAAAUGCGACUCUUGCAAUAGGUGUCGCAUGGUUGUUCAUAUGUUCAUCGUGUAUACCAGUUGGGCUUUCGCACGGUCUUGUUACUUAUGGAGAAGAAUAUGAAUAUGUGGAAAUCAAAUGUAUCUUUCUAACACAAUACAACCAUUCUGUUUUCCAAAUAUCAUUCUUUUUAUCAUCAUACGUUGUUCCAUUGACUUUAAUAUCAGUGCUAUAUGUAUGUAUGUUGGCAAGCUUAUGGAAAGGUACCGGUACAAGAAUUUCCGCUGAGUCAAGAAGAGGGAAGAAGCGUGUGACAAGAAUGAUUGUUGCUGUUGUCCUGGCGUUUGCAAUUUGCUGGCUUCCAAUACACAUCAUUUUAGUGCUCAAAUCUCUUGAUGCCUAUCAUCAGACUACAAUGCUUGUAGCAUUUCAAAUUAUUUCCCAUGUUCUCGCAUACACCAACUCGUGCAUAAAUCCUAUUUUGUAUUGUUUUCUCUCAGAAAACUUUCGAAAAGCGUUUAGAAAGGUCGUCAAUUGUGGAUCACAACACAAUUUUCAAACGCAAGUCACAACUAAAAUUGUUACAAGAAAUGACGAUGGACACAAAAAUAUAUUAUAAAGACAAAACGUGCAUAUAAAAUUAGUAAAUAUCUGUUUAUGGAAUAUGCUUACUAGAAGUUUAUGUCUCAGAAUUACGAAUACUAUUUGAUAUGAUAAGAAAAAUCAGAAAAAUUAACUUUUUGAAAAAUAAAUUCAAAAGGAAAGCAAUUUUUGG
This is a messenger RNA of Chironomus riparius, 1364 nucleotides long. The record is from the annotation of a GenBank genome assembly. Lineage: Eukaryota; Metazoa; Arthropoda; Insecta; Diptera; Chironomidae.